This is a messenger RNA of Penicillium atrosanguineum, 2349 nucleotides long. RefSeq lists its product as uncharacterized. The transcript has 2 exons. Lineage: Eukaryota; Fungi; Ascomycota; Eurotiomycetes; Eurotiales; Aspergillaceae. The record is from RefSeq and is a predicted model, not a curated record. Bases 1 to 2349 code for a protein of 782 amino acids.
AUGGAUCAAUCCGAGAACCCUUUUAGCAACCUGGACUUAUGGUGUGACUGGACAGGAGAGCCGACUGACCCUGUCGAAGUCGUCGUCUCCGUCGAGGUCUGGUGCACCCCCGACAUCUACUUGCCUGUUCUAAACACCCGCUCAUCUCACAAUCUACACAUCGUGGAAUACGGCAUUAGCCUGAAAACCCCCAAUUUCGAAAAAGCCGAGUCCGUACGCGGAGGUCUACGCAUACGAGACUCACCCAUCAAGAUCCGCGAAGUAAGAGAACCCUCAAUACCGGCCGACCAAUCCGACACUGAGAAUGAUGACGAGUCACCUGACGAAGACGCACCAUCCAUCUACUCAGACCAAGACAGCACCAUCGUCCAACCAGGUCAAGAUGGAGUCUCAGUUCAAUCAGACCCCUUCUACAUCAGCGUAACCAGCCUCUUACCCGCAGACGACGAAACGCCCAUGCCGAGCCCGAACCCGCGGAAGAGAAAUGCAAAGGCAGCUUCACUUCCUGACUCAGUCACCGAUUCGGAAAGAUCAUACGGUGGUUGUGGCUCCAAGUACAAGACUCUAGCAGCCAAGCAGCCUGAUUCGUCGACGUCCAAACACUCUAGGAGACAGAGCCUCAUUCCGAGACCCGUUACUUCUCCUGAUCAGUCCGUGUGGGAGAGUAAUCUAAAUGCCAGGGUUCCACCGCUGGACUAUAAGACUAUUCUGGCGGAGGGCUAUCGGCAGCUGGAGGCUAGUUUUCCGUCACCUGUAAGCAAGGAGAAUGAUCCCAUUCCCGAGAGAACGCUCCUUGGGAUGGACCGGUCGAAUGCGCCGUCUCCUGACAUGUUAGUGAGUACUGCCAAGAUGAAGGGCAUGGAUGAUUUCGAGAGCAAGAGGGUGCGCGAGUACAGGAACCUUUCUACGGAUGCGAUGCAGGGGAGUCCUUGUAAUAUGUCGAUGCUUUCAUCUAGUCCUGGAAGUGUUCCUUCACUGGAAGCUGGGAGCUCGCGUAUGGACACACCUUCGGGCAGGACCGAUUCGCAUGGAGAAUCUCAUUCACUUCACAUCUCUGACUCGCCCAGAGAUCUUCUACCGCUGCAUACGACCCAGUCAUCUGGAGAUUUAUCUCCACAAAUCAAUACUGAUUGCCCUGAAGAAGAAAAUCUCCAAUUUGACGUACCCGCACAGCUUGACUUUUCAGCGUCCAGUUAUUCACCCAUCACCGGCCCUGAGUUGGUCCUGACUAAUGGAAUCUUCCAUAUCCGAAGCAUGCAUGAUCUCUAUCCUGCAGCAUAUGAAGUGUCAAUCACUUUCCUCUUGCCUCUGCAGAGUGGAAGACCCAGAGGCUGGUGGGAAUUCAUCGUCCCAGGAUUGCCACGGUUGGCACGGAAUGAACAUGGCUAUGUCUACUUCCGUACGCCUCCAGGUCAGGGGAUGGAGUUUCGCACCACUCAUUUCAAGCGAUAUAAUCUCGUAGAAAGCUGUUUGAUGGCCCAAUUUUUGAUCCCGUCAAAACUCGUCAUCACCCUCCGUCCCUGCGAGUCUCGUUUCUACGGCUUCCUCAAGGACUUCAAAAUCACACAAGCUAUCCGUGCCGAAGUGGUGGUAUGCGAAGACAAUGACUCGAUUUUUCACAUCGUUAAAUACCGCGCCAUAUGUUCGAUCGACCUGCUCCAGCGCGACUUCUGGGCCAAGAAAUGUGGUUUCUACAUUUGGAUCCACGGCGGACCUGAAGGUGAAUGGGUCACAAUCCUACCCGAUGUUAGACGGCGGUUUGAGACAAUCAAGUUGAGUUCUAAGACAACCGACACCAUCGGAGUUUCUGAGCUUCAAGUCAUCUGCAAUCCCUCUCAUCUGGGUAUGUUUGUCCUAGCGUGGACAGUCAAAGUUCCGCGUGGAAGAACUACACUGUGGAUGCCACGCAUCCGAGCGAGUCUCGAUAAGGCGGAUAUCGAGGAAGGACUGCAAGCCGAAUUUGAGGAAGCCGAGUCUCCGAAGACGCCUGAUAUGGUACGCGCCAAUCCUAUCGAUAAUGAAAUUCGAGAUACACGGCGCAAGGGCACUUUCUGGAAGAGCUUCCGAUCGACCUGCUAUGCCCUGGUCGUCUUGUUCCUACUUAUCCGUCUUGCUGCUCAUUUUUAUGAGAUAAACUUUGUCUACCGUGCUACACAGAAAAUUGCCAUCGCUGAACCUGAGCCCGAGCAUCUCGAUGGGACACCAGAGCAGGAGCCAGUGCCAGGGCCAGUGCCAGGGCCAGAAUCCGCGACGUUGCUGGGGGCUAUUGUUCCUACUUCCAUGCCUCUACGAGAUCGCAUCGACUAUCUUCUGGGUUGGAAAGGACCUAUUUCAUCGACCCAAGACUAA